AUGACGAACGAUUUCAGGGCUACACCUUUCAGCCCCCCACCAGCCACCCAGGGACUCUCGAGCGCGACAUUUUCCGUUCCGCCGCUUGAUGGGACACUCACCAUUCUCCAGUGCUAUGACUGGCAUGCCAGCAAGUCUUCGAAGCACCCUCUCUUUGUAUAUGCCGAAGAGGAUCACACGACGAAGACUCUUUACUGGCCGGACGUCGUUCACGCAAGCCACCGCGCCGGUCGCAUCAUUCGCGACCACGUCGGUAGCAAGUCCAAGAAACCCGUAAUCGCCAUCUUGUCCGGCACAGACAUGAUCACCUACUUUGCCUGCUGCUUGGGAAUUAUGCGCGCCGGAUGUACCGUAUUCCCGAUUUCUCCGAGAAACUCUGCCCCUGCGCUCGCCCAUCUGCUCUCCUCUGCUCGGGUCGAUCACGUUCUGCUCGGCUCCGAGAGCGUGUUCUCUCAACUCGCCACCGCCGCGACUUCAUUGAUGCCACAGGAUUCGGUGCCCUCAACCUCGCUCAUACCCAAGUUCGAGGACCUGUACCUAUCAUCAGACCCUUGCGAACCUCUUCCUGAUCCCGACGUCGGCCCCGACGAUCCGGUAUAUAUACUACAUUCCUCAGGAUCAACGGCGUUCCCCAAGGUCAUCACCUGGACGCAUUUCUUCAUGAUCAAGGUUGCGGGCAUUCCGGCAUUGGGAGAGAUCGACUUUGCUGGGCUCACGCUCGGCUGUCACUCCGUGCCCAUGUUUCAUGGCUUGGGCUUAACGAUCUUGCUCUGGGCGCCGGCUUGCGGCUUCGUGAUUAGCGCCUUCCCGCCUCGAUCUCCGGCGAUCCUUCCCACUCCAGAUCGCGUCAUCCAAGGCGCCAUGCACACGAAGUCCGAAAUCGUGUUUUCGGUGCCGUCCUUUAUAGAGGCUUGGCUCGAGUAUCCCGCUUAUGUGGAGUACCUCGCGGGGAUAAAAGGUGUCCUUUACGGAGGAGGUCCCCUCAGCAAGGCAGUGGGAGACGCUUUGACCGAGAAAGGCGUGUCCAUAUACACGCUCUACGGAAGCACGGAGACGACAGUGGUGAACGUCAUCCUUCCCAGAGAUCGACCCGGUUUGGACUGGCAGUACUUCCGGUUCAGCAAGCACGUCAAGCCGCACCUCGUCGAGAAUGGCUUUGGACAGGUGGAGAUGGUGCUAGUCGGAAACCCGUUGUCCGUUCCCAUGAUAACGAACACAACGGUACAGGGCGUAGAUGCGUACGCUACUGGGGACCUGCUCGAAAGGCACCCCACGAAACCCGACCUGUGGAAGGUAUUCGGCCGGGCCGACGAUCAGAUCAUGCAGAGCACCGGGGAGAAGACUAAUCCAGGGCCGCUUGAGGCAAUUCUGAAUCAAGACCCCCACGUCGCCGCGGCGGUCAUGUUCGGUCGGGAACGUUUCCAUGCUGGCGUCAUAGUCGAGCCGAUACAGCAGGAGAGAUUCGAUCCUGAUGAGGCUAAGCUUGCCGAGUUCCGAAACAAGAUUUGGCCGAGCGUGGAGCGCAUGAAUCAGUUCGCCCCUCAGCACUCGCGCAUCUUCAAAGAGGCAAGGAUCAUGAUCCUGGUGGCCUCGCCGAAGAAGCCCUUCGUUUACUCUGCCAAGAUGACGGUCCGGCGGCAGGGGGUCCUCGCCGAGUACGAGGUCGAGAUCGACUCGGCCUAUGCCGCCCUCGAAGAAUCUACGCAACUCGAAAUCCAGGCGCCCGCCAGCUGGUCGGAUGAAACGGCGGCUAUUUUCUUACGAUCUCUGGUCAAGAACACGCUCAAGCAGGGAAUAUCUGACGAAGAUAACCUCUUCGAACACGGCUGCGACAGCCUUCAAGCGACGUGGAUCCGGAACACCUUGCUCCGCGCCUUGCGACAAACCACGGGUCUCGACACCCGAUCUGUAUCGUCCAGCCUGGUGUAUCAGCACCCUUCGAUCCGUGCUCUCACUUCGUUCGUGGUGACCUUCGCUCGCGGGGCGCCGUCAGCGGCAUCCGAUACUCGCACCGUCGUCGAUGCGAUGACUCGCUUGGUGGACGUGCACUCUUGUAAUCUUCCUGCCAGUAACCCGGCACAUCCACGCGCGAGUGAAAUCCAUGUCGUCAUGUUGACUGGUACAACGGGGAACCUGGGAGGCGAGAUAUUGUUGGCCCUUUUGGAAGAUCCAUCCGUGGAACGGAUUUAUGCGUUCAAUCGUAGCGGACCCGGUCACAAGUCCCUCCUCGAGAGGCAGGAGGCGGUACUUCAGACGCAUGAUCUAGAUCCAGGGGCUGCGCGAUCGUCGAAAGUGACGCUGUUGACCGUGGACUGGGGUCGUGCGGACUUCGGGCUGAGUUCGGAGACCCUAACGGAGAUCCGCAACUCCGUGACCCACGUCAUUCAUAACGCAUGGAACGUGCACUUCGGGGCGGGCUUGCCGUCCUUCGAGGCGAAUGUCCGCGGCUUGCGCAACCUCAUAGAUUUGUCGCUCUCCUCCGGUGCACAGUUGUGCUUUGUCAGCUCCAUCGGGGUGGUCAGUGGUGCGUGGGAAGGAGUUACAGAGCCGAUCCAAGAGACGCAUGUCGACGCGUCAGUGGCCUUGAGUAACGGUUAUACGCAAUCCAAAUGGGUUGGAGAGCGCCUUCUCCAGAUUGCCUCAGAGAAAAGUGGCCUGAGUGCAGUGACGAUUCGCGUUGGACAGCUGUCGGGGGCAAAAAACGGCGCAUGGAAGACCACCGAGUGGCUUCCUGCGCUUGUGAAGUCGUGUCAACAGCUGGGCUGCAUGCCAUCUAUGCAACAAAACCUCGCUUGGUUGCCUCUCGAUAUCGCAGCCCGUUGCAUAGCGUCUAUGCGCAAGGCUUCUCCCGGUGUUGUUCAUCUCGUACAUCCCCGUCCGGUCCCCGCUUCGUCCGUCUUUCGGGCCAUCGCGAACUUUCUUAAUCUCGACACCGUGCCAUACGAUGCGUGGCUCAGCAAACUAGAAGGCGCUACGGAUCCUUCGACCACUCCUGCUCUCAUGCUGUUGGAUUUUUUCAAAAAGGAGUGGAAGGAACCGAGGCUCUCGAUGGAGCGUGCUUACGAACAAUGCGACUUCCUGUCGGAUACAACGCGGAUCCGUGAUCUGGGGCCGGAGGAAGCGGUGAAGUGGAUCGCCUUUUGGAAGCGCGUUGGUUUUCUUUCCGCUUAG
Messenger RNA from Punctularia strigosozonata HHB-11173 SS5, 3171 nucleotides. Its product is annotated as acetyl-CoA synthetase-like protein. Gene Ontology annotation, molecular function: phosphopantetheine binding. The record is from RefSeq and is a predicted model, not a curated record. Lineage: Eukaryota; Fungi; Basidiomycota; Agaricomycetes; Corticiales; Punctulariaceae. The transcript is spliced from 21 exons. The coding region runs from base 1 to 3171 and encodes 1056 amino acids.